AUGGGGUGCACGGACAAAAAGUGUGAACUGGGUGACACUUCUGAAGAGACUAGUACAGUAGGGAAUGAGGCUCUCAUGGCUGAUCACAAUGUCCAUAUCCCAAACUCCACCACGGAAACCCUUGACAUGUGGAAAGCUCAAGGGAAAUCGAUCUCGUUGGUAGCCAUUAAAAUUGCCUCAGGUGAUGGAACCGGGCCACCCCUUCCUGUCUCUACAUCGUGGGACUUGAUGAUGACCCUUGCAGUUUCUGAUCCUCUCCGACAAGAAGCAUUUGCUACUAUCCAGGCACUGAAAAAGAGGGGAAUAGAGGUCUGGAUGAUAUCUGGAGAUAACCCGACAACUGCCACUGCUGUUGGUACGAUGGUUGGGAUCCCCGGGGAAAACAUAAUUGCGAAUGUGCUACCCGGGCAGAAAGCCGAGAAAUUUCAGUACCUCCAAAGGACGUUAAAGAAAGUCUCUCGGAAUGCUUUUGGAAGAGCAAAUGAAUAUAUAGAUAGGAGGGCGACGAUCGCAAUGGUAGGCGAUGGGAUAAAUGACUCCCCUGCCUUGGCAAUGGCAGAUGUGGGGGUUGCGAUCGGUUCUGGUUCCGACAUUGCCAUCUCCUCCGCCGAUUUCAUUCUUGUUUCGUCUCGACUAAACUCAUUGCUGACACUGAUCGAUCUCAGUCGCAUUGUCUUUAAGAGGAUCAAGUUCAACUUCGCAUGGGCGUUGGUUUAUAAUCUCAUCGCCUUACCUGUGGCUGCUGGAGUUUUAUAUCCCGUGAAAACCAGUGGAGGGCAUAUCAGACUCGACCCAGUCUGGGCCAGUCUAGCCAUGGCGUUAAGCAGCGAUAUUCUACUAUGGGUUGGGAACAAAGAAAAGGGCACUCAGCACCAUAUUCGACAGAUUGAGGGUUUGAUCAGCGAGUUUAGCAGGAUUCUGAUUGAUGAGAAGCGUCAGGUGACUUUGAAUGACAUGGGAUGGAAACCUAAAUAG
Messenger RNA from Penicillium cinerascens, 975 nucleotides. RefSeq lists its product as uncharacterized. Gene Ontology annotation, molecular function: ATP binding; copper ion binding; P-type divalent copper transporter activity. Gene Ontology annotation, cellular component: membrane. Gene Ontology annotation, biological process: copper ion homeostasis. The record is from RefSeq and is a predicted model, not a curated record. Lineage: Eukaryota; Fungi; Ascomycota; Eurotiomycetes; Eurotiales; Aspergillaceae. Bases 1 to 975 code for a protein of 324 amino acids. The transcript is spliced from 2 exons.